GUGUCAGAGAGAGAGAGGGAGAGAGAGCUGUAAGCCAGCGCAGGCUCGCCUUGCUUCUCCUCCGAUGACUACACCCGAGAGGAGGAGCGUGAGGCGCGUAGUGGGCGUCAGAAUCCUCAAUUUCCAACUUAGCAUCCUGGCAGGACACUCUCCGGAGCAAAAGCCCCGUCCGAAAAGCAGCUCCGUUCAAAAAAACAAAAAAAAAUAAAGGAGAAGCACCCCCCCUUCCAAAACUGCAAACUUCUGCCCCGCGCGGCAUGAGAGACGCGGCGCGCGCGGGCGGCCAAGCAGCGGCUCGAGAACUUGGAGCGGAGCUUGAAAAAGAACAACAAAAACAAGGAGAAGAAGAGCGACAACAAACCCGGUGAAGCGGCAGCAGCAGCGGCGAGCUAGACGUCUAUAUGCAUUCGAUUCUCUCGCGAGCUCGCGCCGCCACCAUCGUAGUCGCCAGAAAGAGGAGGACGGACGCGGUUCGGGACUCUAUGAAAGAGAGCGGAGUGCGCGCGAGAGAGUAACGGGGAGGAGGGGGAAAGGAAGGAGGGGAGAAAUAGAGGAAGAAAAACAGGAGAGGAAGAAGAAGGAGAAAAAGAAAGGACAAGAAAGACAGGAAAGUGAGAAGCCCCCGUGCUUCUUUCUGGGAUCGGCUAUGGCGUACCCUCAGGGCUACUUGUACCAGCCGUCCGCUUCCUUGGCGCUCUACUCGUGCCCUGCGUACAGCACGAGCGUGAUCUCGGGGCCGCGCACGGAGGAGCUCGGCCGCUCUUCGUCGGGCUCCGCGUUCGCGCCCUACGCCGCAGGCUCCACGGCGUUCAGCGGCGCCUCGCCCGCGUACAGUUCACACCUCCCGUACGGCGCGGACGCUGCCGCCGCCGCCACCUUCACCUCGUACGUGAGCUCUCCGUAUGACCACACGUCGGGCAUGGCAGGUUCCAUCGGCUACCACCCAUACGCGGCGCCGCUGGGUUCGUACCCAUACGGGGACCCGGCUUACCGGAAAAACGCCACGCGCGACGCCACGGCCACGUUGAAGGCCUGGCUGAACGAGCACCGGAAGAACCCGUACCCUACUAAGGGCGAGAAGAUCAUGCUGGCCAUCAUCACAAAAAUGACCCUCACCCAAGUGUCCACCUGGUUCGCUAACGCCAGGAGGAGGCUGAAGAAGGAGAACAAGAUGACCUGGACGCCGAGGAACCGCAGCGAGGACGAGGAAGAAGAGGAGAACAUCGACCUGGAGAAGAACGACGAUGACGAUCCAAACAAGCCCGUGGACAAGGGGGACACGGACACGGAGACAGACCCGAAGCUGCUCCACCCAGGCGAGGCCCCGUGUGACCGGUUCAAGGCGGACACCCCCGGGAAAGAAGUGGAGCCGCUGCUCACGGACUCGGAGCUGAAGGAGGUGGACGCGCGCACGGAGCUGCUUGGCGAUCCCACACGCGCCACUACGUCGUCGCCAUCGCUCGCGGCGGCCCGCGACAAGGCGCCUGAGGCCGCGGGAGUGGCGGUUGCUCGCGGUGCGAGCGUGCUCGGUGGCGGCGGCGGCCAGGUGACCUCCGUAAUCCAUCCUCCUUCUCUUCCUCUUCCCCCUCCUCCUUCUUCUGGUGGUCCCCCAGCUGUUCCCCCUGCCCCGUCCGUGCCCAAACCCAAACUGUGGUCGCUGGCUGAAAUCGCCACCUCGUCGGACAGGUGCAGAGCGAGCGGGGACGCGCCGCAGGCCGUGAGCCAGGCGCCCGGAAACCCGUCGCCCACGCGGACGUCGCCGCAGUGCGCGCCCUUGGCAGGCGGCGCCGUGCUCUCGCGCCCUCUCUACUACACCACGGCCCCGUUUUACGCGGGCUACACGAACUACGGCACUUUCGGACACCUGCACGGACACAGCCACGGACACGGCACGGGCGCGGGAGCGGGCACGGGCGCGAGCUCGGCAGCGGCGGCGGCGGCGGCGGUGGCGGCAGCCGCGCACUUCAAUGGAAUAAACCAGAGCGCGCUGAACCGGGCUGAGGCUCUAGCGCGAGACAGCAAGGGCAGAGGGCAAACGCAGCUAGAUCUGUGUAAAGACUCCCCUUAUGAACUCAAGAAAGGUAUGUCCAACAUUUAAUACGGAAAUUCAGCCUCCACUCUGAUCUCACGGACUAUUAUUUAUUAUUUGUGGUUGCAUAAUUAAAAAAAGGAAAAAAAAAAGACAAGAUGAAAGAAGAAGAAGAAGAAAAAGAUGAUAUGAUAAUACUGCUAAAGGAAUUUCCCAGGACAGUUAUUUUCUGAGUAAAAU
Molecule: messenger RNA, 2269 nt
Organism: Pygocentrus nattereri (red-bellied piranha)
Lineage: Eukaryota; Metazoa; Chordata; Actinopteri; Characiformes; Serrasalmidae
Gene: irx5a
Product: iroquois homeobox 5a
Exons: 3
Coding region: 647-2098 (483 amino acids)
Biological process (GO): cell development; neuron differentiation; regulation of transcription by RNA polymerase II
Cellular component (GO): nucleus
Molecular function (GO): RNA polymerase II cis-regulatory region sequence-specific DNA binding; DNA-binding transcription factor activity, RNA polymerase II-specific
Source: RefSeq, a predicted model, not a curated record